Messenger RNA from Blepharisma stoltei, 363 nucleotides. The record is from the annotation of a GenBank genome assembly. NCBI's taxonomy places the organism in Eukaryota, Ciliophora, Heterotrichea, Heterotrichida, Blepharismidae.
AUGGAAGACAGACUAGGUCCAGAAUUUGCAAACGCAAUGUUUUUGAGCAUUUCAGAAGUCAAGACUCUGCUUGAGUAUUUCAAAAGAGAAGGCUACAUGAGUGCUUCAAAUAAUCCUCUCUUUGAACAAAUAUUUGCAUAUGUCAAAAGAUAUGAUCGUUUCCCGGAUAUUCAGGUAUCUGACCAAGCUAAAAAUAUGUUGCAGGAGCAUCAUUUCCAAGAUGCUGAGAUUGCUAUGCUAAUGAAUCUUUGUCCUCAUUCAGCAGAAGAAGCGAGAAGCUUGAUCCCUGAGCUGAAUAGAAUAGAAUCAGAUGAGGAGCUUAAUGCCACUUUAGAAGAGCUUGUGAGACUUAAAAACCUUUAA